Molecule: messenger RNA, 867 nt
Organism: Euleptes europaea (tarantolino)
Lineage: Eukaryota; Metazoa; Chordata; Lepidosauria; Squamata; Sphaerodactylidae
Product: olfactory receptor 1013-like
Biological process (GO): G protein-coupled receptor signaling pathway; sensory perception of smell
Cellular component (GO): membrane
Molecular function (GO): olfactory receptor activity; odorant binding; G protein-coupled receptor activity
Source: RefSeq, a predicted model, not a curated record
AUGCAGUUGAUCCUCUUUGUGGCAUUUCUAGUAACAUAUAUUGUUAAUCUGGCAGGGAACAUCACACUCAUUGCUCUAAUCUGCAGUAGUUCCCGUCUUCAUACACCCAUGUAUUUCUUCAUUGGGAACCUAUCUUUCCUGGACCUCUGGUAUUCCUCAGUUUACACCCUGAAGAUCCUGGUGAACUGUAUCUCAGAGGAUAAAAGCAUUUCCUUCAGAGGUUGUGCUGCCCAGUUCUUCUUCUCUGCUGGUCUUGCUUAUAGUGAGUGCUACCUCCUGGCAGCCAUGGCUUAUGAUCGAUAUGUGGCCAUUGCUACUCUGCUGCUAUAUGCCACUACCAUGUCCAGAAAGCUAUGCACAGGACUAGUGGCCCUCUCAUAUCUAAGUGGUUUUAUCAAUGCCACAAUCAUCACCAGUGAAACCUUCACAUUGAGCUUCUGCAAUGGCAACAUCAUUGAUGACUUCUUUUGUGAUCUACCCCCAAUGGUGAAGCUCUCCUGUGCUGUGCCUGAAAGCUAUCCGUCUGUGCUGUACUUUAUUCUAGCCUCUAAUGUCAUUACACCUUCAGCAGUUAUCCUUGCCUCCUAUACCUUUAUUCUGGUAGCCAUUUUGAGGAUCCACUCCACUGAAAGGAGGCUGAAAGCCUUCUCUAUAUGUGCCUCCCAUCUGACAGCUGUCACUUUGUACUAUGGCUCAUCCUCCAACUACUCACGCCCUAGCUCCAGUUAUGCCUUGGAGAGGGAUAAAGUAGUAUCUGUUUUCUACACAGUGGUGAUCCCUAUGCUGAAUCCCUUGAUCUACAGCCUGAGGAACAAAGACGUGAAGAAUGCUCUGAAGAAACUAAUUAUGAAAUGGAUGGCAGUCUAA